AUGCAGAAUACUAUCCUAUUACAGCAAGAGAUUCAUCAGCUUUGUACGGAAAAUCAACGUCGAAAACGAAAGCGAGAAGCACCUAGAUACUUUAUUCAAGCAGGUGGAAGCUUGACAGGUGCUGAAGGGCAGCAAAAAGCUCGAGAGCUUGAGCAGCUACAGGAAUCAUCACAACAACCUUGGAGGCCACCAAGAUGCAUCAAAUAUAUUGAAUUUUGUUACGCGAAAAAGCUUUAUCUGCAGGCAUUGUUAGGCACUUUCAGCCGUGGUUGGGGUGGCAGCUCGGUGUCUGAUUACGUUAAGUUUAGCUUAUUAGUAAAUAAGUUUAGAAUAGGAUUAUACUAUAUAGUGUAUAACUUAAAAAAUUUAAGGAUAUCUUCUUUAAGAAAGAGCUAUAUUAAGAUACUUUAA
Rasamsonia emersonii CBS 393.64 is the source of this 411-nucleotide messenger RNA. RefSeq lists its product as uncharacterized. The record is from RefSeq and is a predicted model, not a curated record. The transcript is spliced from 6 exons. The coding region runs from base 1 to 411 and encodes 136 amino acids. NCBI's taxonomy places the organism in Eukaryota, Fungi, Ascomycota, Eurotiomycetes, Eurotiales, Trichocomaceae.